AGCGAAAUGGAUAUUGUCAUACGCGAGGAGGAGCUGUCGCUGACGCAGAUUGGCAUCUACGCCUCCGUUUCGUUUCUGGUGGUAUCUGCCGUCGGCGCAGCCCUCUACACCACCUGCUCGCGACGCUAUCGCCUGAACUGGUUCGAGCAGACCCUGCUCGAGUCGGCCAGCGAGAAGGAUGAGGAGCAGCAGAGCCGAGAGGCGUUGGUGGCUGGCACCGUGGGCUACAACGUGGACAACUUGAACGAGUGUGUGGCACGUGGCAAAUUGGCAUCAGGCAACGGGGGCAACAUGAGUCCCACGUCCCUCAGGUCGGAGGAUGCCGAUCCGGCCUUCUGGGUGCCCGCCUCGGUGACCUCGUCAACGGCUGCCGUGCAGCAGCAGGUCUCCAAUACCACCGAAGACUCGGCCCCGCCCACGCCUACCUCGCCCACUGGCAGCCUCAAAUCGAACACCCUGUCCUACUGCUCGAGCACAUCGGUGCCCAUUGCUCGCUCCGACAAGCAUGUCGUCCUGGCCAUGCAUCCCAGUCGCCCACGCGUCUCCUCCAUGAAUGCCAAGCUGGAUCAUACCAAAAUCGACAUGACUCUGUACCGCAGCCAGCACGCCCAGCCAAAGACCGUUUGCCCCUCGACCACCGGUAAUGAGGUGCGAGGCAAUUUACAUGUCUGCCUCAGCUACGAUCCGGUUGGGGGCUUGCUCAACGUGCGCCUGCUCGAGGCACAGAACUUGCAGCCACGACAAUUCAGCGGAACGGCUGAUCCCUAUGCCAAGAUACGUUUACUUCCCGACAAGAAGAACUUCUGGCAGACGCGCAUACAUAAGAAGACAUUGAAUCCAG
Drosophila navojoa is the source of this 841-nucleotide messenger RNA. It is a transcript of the gene Sytalpha, whose product is annotated as Synaptotagmin alpha. Lineage: Eukaryota; Metazoa; Arthropoda; Insecta; Diptera; Drosophilidae. The record is from RefSeq and is a predicted model, not a curated record. Gene Ontology annotation, biological process: synaptic vesicle endocytosis; calcium ion-regulated exocytosis of neurotransmitter. Gene Ontology annotation, molecular function: SNARE binding; calcium ion binding; phosphatidylserine binding. Gene Ontology annotation, cellular component: axon; plasma membrane; exocytic vesicle.